UGGCAGAAAUGUAACUAACCACGAUUGUGUCUAAUCUCCCCGUACUUUACCGGUCCAAUAAUAACAAAUAUCAAUUUUAUAAAUAAAUAAUGUAAUUUACCCUAUAAUUUGUUUUGAAUUAUCGAUAAGAAAUGCACAAAAUCGUUAUGGACUAAAGAGCCGCUGGAAAUUAGCACCCUUAGGUAUCCGAAACAUGGAGGAAGCUGUCGACAACAUUGAAAAACAGAUGCAAAAGGCCGACGAGAGGCUCGACAGCUUAGCGGUGAAAGUGGUGAACGUCGAGCGCGACAUUUUCGCCGACGACGGUACGGAGGUCGCCGUCAACAACCUACUCAAAUCGGUGACGGACGUCAAGAACGACUACCAGAAUCUGCGCAAGGACAUCCACGAGGUGCAAGAUCUACAAAAACAGUUAAGUAACUCGUUGCAAUCGCAGCUUCAGCUUUUGCAAAGCAAGUACAACUUCUUGAAAGAGAAAAUAUCAGUGAAUGUGCCUAGAAAUUAUCCGGGUGUGCCUAAAGUCAUUGUAACCGACGCAUCACCUGGCAAACCUAAUUCGAAAUAGCCGUUGUUUAAAAGAGACGCUACUUCGCUUUAGAAAUGGCAAGAAAACCUUCCUAUAACAAGAUUAUAUUGCCAUUUUUAGUGCAGCUGUGGCACUAUUUUCUAUAGGAAUAUUUUACUUAAUUGUGAAUGCUUUCGUUUUAUUUAAUGGUCAAUACCGAUUCCUAUGUGUCAAUUUUAUAAGUGUAGCUAGCGGAGGUAUUAAUAAUAAUAUGCAAUAUUUGUAUAGGGAUAUAUUCUAAAUUUUUGACACAUAAAUUAGUCUGUGAUGUGUUUGAAGUCUGCAUGUUUUACCUAUUUAGAUUAACGAAGAAGAGUACAAACCGUUUCUUGUAGUUUUCACAAUCUGCACCCAAGGCAGAGGGGAUGUAAGUUGUAUUUGCAGGUACUUGGCGGAGUGAGUAUUUCGCACAUUUUCGUCACCUUUUUUAAAUUGGUUAAUCUAACGUUGCAUGACGUGCAUCCUGUAGUUAUCAAUCGGCAUGUGCUAAAUGUGUACAUGCAUGUUAUGAGUCAAUUAUUGUAGAAGCCGUAACGGAACUGAGUUAUUACCACGAUAUCAAGCACAAUAUUCUAGACUACUGUAACCGUUUUAUGUAUUUUAAUGCGAGUUGUAUCUGGUGCAAUAAAGUCUUAUCUAUCACUGUU
Messenger RNA from Photinus pyralis (common eastern firefly), 1212 nucleotides. RefSeq lists its product as uncharacterized. The transcript is spliced from 2 exons. Bases 194 to 565 code for a protein of 123 amino acids. The record is from RefSeq and is a predicted model, not a curated record. NCBI's taxonomy places the organism in Eukaryota, Metazoa, Arthropoda, Insecta, Coleoptera, Lampyridae.